Messenger RNA from Cyclopterus lumpus (lumpfish), 5699 nucleotides. RefSeq names its product period circadian protein homolog 2-like. Bases 267 to 5297 code for a protein of 1676 amino acids. Gene Ontology annotation, biological process: entrainment of circadian clock by photoperiod; circadian regulation of gene expression; negative regulation of transcription by RNA polymerase II. Gene Ontology annotation, molecular function: transcription corepressor binding; transcription cis-regulatory region binding. Lineage: Eukaryota; Metazoa; Chordata; Actinopteri; Perciformes; Cyclopteridae. The record is from RefSeq and is a predicted model, not a curated record. Gene Ontology annotation, cellular component: cytoplasm; nucleus. The transcript has 22 exons.
CCGUCUGGGCACCGUCUCCCAUUCACGGAAUACCGGAGCUUUAUUCACCGGUCUCUCUCUCACCGGUCGGUCUUUGCUUUCUACUCGACACCCGAGGACGAACAGAGAGGCGAUUUAUAUCUUUCAUCGCGGGCAGAAACAGACUCACUCCCGAGGCCGCAACUCCUUUCACCGGCUCGUGCAAUGCGCAUCACGGCAUAGCCAAGUGGAAGUUCGCUUUGAAAUCCCCGCAUCGUUUGAACCCAUCGGUUCCACUUUUCGACGCCAUGUCUGAUGAAAGUGAGCCGAAGCACUUCCUGUACUCGACCCUGGAGGGGCUCGAGAGGAACCGGGUCGGCUUCCAGCCGGAGGGGGAGGACGGCUCCGCCCGCGGCACCAUCGGUCAACUCCACCGCAUGGCCGCCGCCUACAAAAAGGGCUGCGGCCGGCGGGACGGGGUCAGCGACGGCGGCCACGAGCGCGCGGCCUCCCCCCAGCACAAAGACAGGAAGCGGCCGCGCGCGCCCUCGCGCGAGGACGUAGAGAUGCGGGGCAGCGGCGGCUCGAGCGCGAGCGGGACGGAGUCGCACGGCAACGAGUCCCAUGGCAACGAGUCGCACGGAAACGAGUCCGUGGGCAGCUCGAGCGGCAACGGCAAGGACUCGGCCCUCACGGAGUCCUCGGGCAGCAACAAGAGCUCAAACUCUCACAGUCUGUCGCCGCCGAGCAGCUCCAACGCCUUCAGCCUGGUGAGCUCCGAGCAGGACAACCCUUCGACCAGCGGCUGCAGCAGCGAACAGUCCGCCAAAGCCAAGACACAGAAGGAGCUCUUCAAGACCCUCAAGGAGCUGAAGAUGCACCUGCCGUCGGAAAAGCGGAGCAAGGGCAAGCCGAGCACCGUCAACUCGCUGAAAUACGCCCUGCGGUGCGUCAAACAGGUGAAAGCAAAUGAAGAAUACUAUCAGAUGCUGAUGACCAAGGACAGCCAGCCGCCGGGGUUCGAUGUCUCGUCCUACACCAUCGAGGAGAUCAACAGCAUCACCUCCGAAUACACCCUUAAAAACAACGAUAUUUUUGCUGUAGCCGUCUCGCUCAUCACGGGCAAAAUAGUUUACAUCUCGGACCAGGCGGCGUCCAUCUUGAACUGCAAGCGCGAAGUGUUCAACAACGCCAAGUUCGUGGAGUUCUUGGCGCCUCAGGACGUCAGCGUGUUCUACAGCUUCACCACGCCCUACCGCCUGCCCUCAUGGAGCAUGUGCACCGGAGCAGACUCGUCUCCCACGGAGUGCAUGCAGGAGAAAUCCUUCUUUUGCCGCAUCAGUGGCAAGGAGCGUGAAGGAGAUCUGCAGUACUAUCCUUUCCGCAUGACUCCCUACCGGAUGAAAGUCCAGGAUGCCGAGCUGGGUGAGGAGCAGUUCUGCUGCCUCCUGCUGGCCGAGAGGGUGCACUCCGGUUACGAAGCACCCAGAAUCCCUGCUGACAAGCGCGUCUUCACCACCACACACACACCUAACUGUGUGUUCCAGGAUGUGGAUGAGAGGGCCGUUCCUCUGUUGGGUUACCUCCCUCAGGACCUGAUCGGGACCCCCGUGCUGCUCAAUCUGCACCCGAGUGACCGACACUUGAUGCUGGCUGUGCAUCGUAAAAUUCUGCAGUCUGCCGGCCAGCCGUUCGAUCACUCCUCGAUCCGUUUCUGCGCGCGAAACGGCGACUACGUCACCAUCGACACCAGCUGGUCCAGCUUCGUCAACCCCUGGAGUCGCAAGGUCUCCUUUGUCAUCGGCAGGCACAAAGUCCGCAUGGGUCCUGUGAAUGAAGAUGUUUUCGCAGCACCAGCUUUUCAUGGAGGGAAGAUCAUAGACUCAGACAUCCAAAUUAGUGAACAGAUCCACAAGCUGCUACUCCAACCGGUCCACAACAUGGGCUCCAGCGGCUACGGCAGCAACGGUUCCCACGAGCAGCCGGUGAGCAUCGGCUCGUCCAGCGAGAGCAACGGGAAUGCGGCGGAGGAGGCGAACAAGGCCAAGCCUCCCAGGACCUUCCAGGAGAUUUGUAAAGGGGUCCACAUGCUGAAGAACCAGGACUCCCAGGUCGGCCUGCGCUCCCCACCGCCUUCGCCCUCGUGGUCGACGUCCAAGCCGGAGCAGAAGAAGACCGCUGACGCCUCUCGGAAGAGUCCAGCGAUGCGUCUGAAAGACUCUGCGCCCCCUCUGCAGGUCAGAGACGGUACUGCAGCCAGCGUUGAGGACUUAACAUGGAAAGACCAGACUAUCUGCUCCUACCAGCAGAUCAGCUGCCUCGACAGUGUCAUCCGGUACCUGGAGAGUUGUAACGUCCCCAUCACAGCAAAGAGGAAGUACCAGUUCUCCACCAACGCCACCUCCUCCAACUCGGAUGACGACAAGAAGGGCUCAGAGGAUUGCAUGCAGGUGUCUCAGGACAUAAACCAAGACUCUUUGGUUCUAGACGCCCAGCCCGGCCUGUCAAACAUGAAAGCGCUUAAGAAGCCCUCGUCGGGCCCCCUGGCUCCGCUCACCCUGCCCAGCAAGGCCGAGAGCGUGGUGUCCAUCACCUCGCAGUGCAGCUACAGCAGCACCAUCGUCCACGUGGGAGACAAGAAGCCUCAGCCGGAGUCCGAGAUUAUCGAGGACGUGGCAGAGAGCGCCGCGCCCCCGGCUCUGCAUGUCAACGUGGUGUCCCCGCCCAGCCAGGAGGAGGAGGCCUACAAGCGUCUGGGACUGACCAAGCAGGUGCUGGCUGCGCACACCCAGAAAGAAGAGCAGGCCUAUCUCCACCGCUGCCGAGAGCUCCACAACGCCGGGACCCUCCAGAUGGACUGUUUCACCUAUCUGUACGAGCAGAGAGGUCCAGCUAACGCUGAAGACUCCGCUGCACUACGAGGUGGAACCAAACAAGGCCCCGCCAGGCCUGAGCCGACUGCCAAGAGAGGCAACCGCAACAGGAAGUCCAAGAAGCCGCGGGUGAAGCAUCCGGAUUCGUCGGACAGCGGCGUAUCAAACCGCAAACGCCGGCCCCCUCUCCAGAGCCUCAACCAAACCUCGUGGUCCCUGUCGGAAGCAUCCGUGUCGGCUUUUAACGUCUCCUACCCGGCCAUGGUGCCCGCCUACCCGCUCUAUCCCCCCGCACCUGCAGCCUCAGCUCAGGCCCCCUGUCCGGACCCUUCCCUGUCCGCAGGCUUUGGUGAGGGACAGAGCACCCAAUCCCUACCGACCACCGCUCCGUUUGGUGCGCCCAUUGUUACCCCUGUGGUGGCUCUGGUGCUACCCAAUUACCUCUUCCCCCAAGUAGGGCAGUUGGGUCAGAACGGGCAGCUGGCGGCUGCUUCUGGACCAGCGUUUUUCCCUGAGCAGACCCAGACGCAGACCCAGCAGGCCUUCCAGCCCCCACAGCCAGCCUUCGCCAUGGAAACACAGCCACCCUACAUUGGCCAACCGCCGUUCCCCGUCCAGACUGCCUUUACCCCCCAAGUCCCCUUCACUGCCUCCCAGACUUUCCAAACCCCACAGACCCCCUUCACUACAGUGCCGCCUUUCCAAACCACACAGACCCCCUUUACUAUAGUGCCACCUUUCCAAACCACACAGACCCCCUUCACUACAGUGCCACCUUUCCAAACCACACAGACCCCCUUUACUAUAGUACCACCUUUCCAUACCCCUCAGACCCCCUUCACUACAGUGCGGCCUUUCCAUACCCCUCAUACCCCCUUCACUACAGUGCGGCCUUUCCAUACCCCUCAGACCCCCUUCACAACAGUGCCACCUAUCCAUGCCCCUCAGACCCCCUUUACUAUAGUACCACCUAUCCAUGCCCCUCAGACCCCCUUUACUAUAGUACCACCUAUCCAUGCCCCUCAGACCCCCUUUACUAUAGUACCACCUAUCCAUGCCCCUCAGACCCCCUUUACUACAGUACCACCUUUCCAUGCCCCUCAGACCCCCAUCACUACAGUGCCACCUUUCCAUGCCCCUCAGACCCCCUUCACUACAGUGCCACCUUUCCAUGCCCCUCAGACCCCCAUCACUACAGUGCCACCUGUCCAUGCCCCUCAGACCCCCUUCACUACAGUGCCACCUUUCCAUGCCCCUCAGACCCCCUUCACUACAGUGCCACCUUUCCAUGCCCCUCAGACCCCCUUCACUACAGUGCCACCUUUCCAUGCCCCUCAGACCCCCUUCACUACAGCGCGGCCUUUCCAUGCCCCUCAGACUGCCUACACUACGCAGAAGCAUUUCGCGGCAAAGCCUCCUUUCCGGGUGCGGACUCAGUUUGGGACUCGAGCCCCGUAUCCAGCUCAGCCGUUCCCCUACAUCUUCGCCCCCGAGCCACCCAAAUCCAUGGCCACGGCGCUCCGAGAGGGGGUGUCGUCGCGCCCCUCCACACCGGCCUCUGGAGCGCGGGAGCCCACCGCGUCGCCGCCGCUGUUUGAGUCGCGGUGCAGCUCGCCCCUGCAGCUCAAUCUGCUGAGCAUGGAGGAUAGCACGGCGCCGCUUGCAGGUUGCCCGGGCAACGGCUCAGCAGGAGCAUCGAGGGCGGCCGAGACCGAGAAACGCCAACAGGUGGAGUCUGCAGGAGACGGGGCUCACAGUGACGGUAACUCGUCCUACGACUUGGGGGGCAUCCUGCUGCAGGAGGAUUCUCACUCCGGGACCGGAUCAGCCACCUCUGGUUCCACGGGCUCUGGAUCGGGCUCUGGAUCGGGCUCUGGAUCGGGCUCUGGAUCGGGCAGUGGUACAUCAGCUAGUGGAGCUUCUGGCUGCCGAACAGGGAGCAGCAACAGCAGCAAAUACUUUGGCACUCUGGAACACCACCCCAAGGCCAGAGCCAAGAUGAGAGGCGGAGGAGACUCUGAAGGAAGCCAGUCGCAGACCAAGGUUUCAAGCCGAGGCGACGGAGAGCGUUUCCUCAAAUACGUUCGCCAGGAGCCCCUCUGGCUGCUGAUGGCCAACGCUGACGAGAAGGUCAUGAUGACGUACCAAAUGCCAUCCAGGGACAUUCAGAGGGUUCUGCAAGAAGACAAGGAGAGGCUGAGGCAGAUGCAGAAGAGCCAGCCACACUUUACCUCCGACCAGCGGCGAGAGCUCGUGGAGGAGCACCCUUGGAUGAGGAGGGGGGGUCUGCCUGUUGCCGUCAAUGUGAAGGAGUGUGUGUACUGCGAAGACGCAGCGGCGGCGCCCAUCGAAGAGAACCUGUCGCACAUGGAAAUGGGCGGGCUCGGCGAGGAGCUGCGCCGCGAGGGCCAGAAUGCCCAGAGCCAAUCGGAGAAGUCUCAGCCUCAAACAGACACCGGCUCCUGAACACACACGCACACACACGCGUACACACGCGCACACACGCGCACACACACACACAAGCCACCAGCAGGGGGACACACUCAACCAGAAAUGGACCUUUUGGGCAGAACGGUGUGCUCAUGCGAGUACCGCUCCUCGUGUGCAGUUCUUAAGCCGUCCUUGCAGGGGGCAGUAGCUCUUUAUGAGGGUCUUUGUAUGCGUGACCCUCAUAUAGUACUUUUGCCAACUCCCUCUUACACACACACACACACACACACACACGCACACACACACACUGAAAGGAUCUGGGUGGUUGGUGACUUUUUAAGCCUACCAGGUAUUUUCUUUUUAAUAUUUAUUCCAUUGUCUCUUUCACAGAGGCCGAGCUUGACGGCAACAUGAGAAGAUAUUAUUAUAUUUAUUGGA